Molecule: messenger RNA, 3687 nt
Organism: Penicillium maclennaniae
Lineage: Eukaryota; Fungi; Ascomycota; Eurotiomycetes; Eurotiales; Aspergillaceae
Product: Cyclic peptide transporter
Exons: 17
Coding region: 1-3687 (1228 amino acids)
Biological process (GO): transmembrane transport
Cellular component (GO): membrane
Molecular function (GO): ATP binding; ABC-type transporter activity; ATP hydrolysis activity
Source: RefSeq, a predicted model, not a curated record
AUGGUCAUUGGAAGUGCAUCCGAGACACCAGUGAGCAUUGCAGGUACUGCAGUGAUUGCAGUGACAUUUCUGUUCUUUCUAUAUGCAAGUCACCUUGAACACACUCGAUCACUGCGUCCAUCAACCAUCCUCAGUCUUUAUCUCGGUCUUUCCUUGGUCUUCGAUGUGAUUCGUGUACGCACCCUCUGGUUGAGCUCUUCCAGCCCGGUUCUAGCGUCUUUACUUUCUGUAUGUGUGGGUUUGAAGGCUGUCGUGCUUGUGCUCGAGGGGACCUUGUCUGGUAUCUACAGCCGUAGCCUCUUUCUCUGGGUAAAUCCUUUCCUAUGGAAAGGCUACAGAGGCAUCCUCUCGGUUGACACGCUCAAUGUCCUCGAUGAUAAUUUGGUUUCGGCGUCUGACCCCAAAGCCCUGAUAGAAAUUUGGAACAAAAAAGCAGGAGUGAUACCUCGCCUUGCCUACACAGGGUUUUCCUUCGCGCAGCCUUUUUUGGUUCAGCGCGUGUUGGACUUUUUGUCUGAGGCCGAAGGCCCGAAUUCACACACCGAGGCCUAUUAUCUGAUCGCUGCGUACGGCAUUGUAUACAUAGGCCUUGCAAUCUCCAUGGCGGUCUACGAGCAUAAGACCUAUCGUGUGAUAACGAUGGUCCGGGGCAGUCUGAGCACGAUGAUAUUCCAGAAGACGCUUCGACUUCCACACUCCAAAAUAUCAGACACAGCGGCGGUCACACAUUUGACAGGGGGCAGUGUCAUCGAGGCGGGUUUAGCCAUCUGGCUGUUGUUUCGAUUGCUCCAUGCAGCCGCAUUGGCAUCUGCGGCUUUUGUUGUUGUCUGCGUCCUUGCUGGGCUGCCCUUAGCACUUGCAGCGGGAAAUGCCCACCUACCAUGGCUGGAUGCUAUUGAAAAGCGCCUAUCUGUGACCUCCAAGGCACUCGCUGCAAUGAGACCUAUCCGGAUGAGCGGAAUCUCACAGCCCGUUGCAUCUGGGAUAUUGGAUUUGAGAACUGAGGAGAUCAGAAGCUCCAGAUCAGCCCGACUUUUUGACGUUUUAGUGGUUGUGAUGUCCUAUACAUCUGCCACGUUUGCGCCGAUCCUCGGGUUUGCCAUAUACAGCCUGCUUGCACAAAAGGACAAUACGACAGCUUUGACCAACUCCGUCGCUUUCUCCGCUCUUACACUGUUCUCCCUCCUCGAGAAACCGGUUAUUACGCUGGUAAGGGGCGGCGAGCAGCUAAUUGCGGUAGUGAAGGGGUUUCAGAGAAUACAGUCAUAUCUUAAUCGGGAAGAGAAGCCGGUGCACCAAUUGAAUGCACGAAGUGAUUCGGAGUAUGGGCACGCCAAAGAUACAAAAGGUUUUAUACCCACAUAUUCACCCAUUCAAGGCCAUGUGGGCAUUGAACGGACAUUUCCUGGGAAACAUGCCAUUCUUCGUAACGUGUCUGGACUUUUUCCCGAGAUAAAACUACCUCUGCUCCAGAAUCUAUCCUUGGAAAUCGACCAAGAAAAGUUGACCAUGGUGACUGGUCCGAUCGGAUGUGGAUCCCGCAAAUGGGACGAGCUAUGGUACAAUGAGGUUCUCCGGGCGUGUGCUCUGGACGAGGAUAUUCGAGAUAUGCCCAAAGGACAUUAUACUCGAGUAGGUGUUCGUGGGUCUCGGAUAAGUGGUGGACAGCAGAUGCGAGUGUCAUUGGCCAGAGCAUUGUACUCAAAACAGAAAGUCCUGAUUCUCGAUAAUGUCAUGGCUGGCCUUGAUCAAAGAACUGUGCGCCAUAUGCUACAUUCCCUGUUCUCUUCUGAUGGCAUGUUGAAGAAAAACAAGCACACGGUCGUGCUAGCCACAACAUCCGGGGCCCUUCUUCAGUACGCCGAUUCAAUCAUUGUACUCGGUCCUCAAGGCCAGCUUGUGGCGCAAGGGACGUACAGUAGUAUUUCUGCCGAAGGCCUUCAUGUGCAACCCACCAACCAAUAUGCGAGUCUCCAAGAACAUGACGCGCUUGUGGACGAAGAACCUGAGCCAUUUUCUCUGGAUCAUACCACAGAGCUAGAACGCAUUGCUCUUCAACGGCCUAGGAAUCGCGAUCGGGCUGUUUAUCUGUUUUACUUUCAGAAAGUUGGCUGGCUACUGGUGAUUUUAUACUUUGCUUUUGCUAUUUCAUUCAUGAUUGCGCUCAAUUUCCCCCAGAUUUGGCUAGAGUGGUGGACCAAAGGCAACUCUCAACAUCCAAAUGCCCGACUGGGCUACUGGAUAGGCAUAUAUUCUGGUCUAGGUAUUUUGACAUUGGUAUUACUUGCUGUCCUUGAAUGGAUAUUCAAGAUGAUCAUUGCACCGAAGACAGCGGCGAAGUUUCAUCGAGCCUUGUUAGACACUGUGUUUAUAUUCAGCGAAGACCUUGGAAUUAUUGAUGGGGAGCUAUCAUCUGCAUUCGACAUCACCGUUACUGCCCUGCUUGGUUGCGUCGCCGAAGCCGUGCUCAUAUUCACCGGGUCAUCCCGAUAUGUCUCAUUGGUGGUCCCAUUUUGCGUCAUGAUAAUGUACUUCCUUCAGAAGUUCUAUCUCCGCACUUCUCGGCUUUUGACCCUUCGUGCAUUUGGCUGGACGGAGCAUUACCAAGAACGAAACAAGCUAGCACUGACUGCAUCACAGCAGCCCUACUACCUGUUGUUCUGCUUACAGCGAUGGUUGAACCUAGUAUUGGACCUUCUGGUGGCUGCGAUAGCCAUUCUGGUUGUUUCUAUCGCGACGACAAUAGCAAGAAACUCCAAUACCGGUUUCUUGGGGGUCGCGCUAUUUAAUAUUGUCAAUUUCAGUGGCAGUCUACAACAAAUGAUCGCCCAGUGGACUACGUUAGAAACAUCGAUUGGUGCCUUAUCCCGAAUCAAAUCCUUCGUCGAGGACACUCCACGUGAGAAUAUCAACAAGGAGUCUGAGAAUUCAUCAGAUGACUGUUCGGAGGAAGGUAGAAUAUCCUUCGUGGGUGUUUCUGGAAAUCAUGGUCCAGGCGAAGACAAUGCUAUUGAAGAUAUAAUUUUAGAAAUUCAACCCGGUGAGAAAGUCGCGAUCUGUGGAAGGACUGGAAGUGGAAAAUCAUCAUUAGUCAUGGCGCUUAUGCAAAUGCUGGAGAUUCGCAACGGAACUAUUCGUAUUGGUGGUGUCGAUGCAUCUCAAAUCCCACAACCUCGUAUUCGAGCCGAGCUUAACACAAUCACCCAGGAACCAAUAUUCCUACAUGGGUCUGUGCGCCUGAACCUGGACCCGCAUGCUCGAAUUAAUAAUGAAAACGUCUUGAUUGAUGCUCUUCAAACUGUUGGAUUGUGGGAUUUCAUCAGUGCGGAGGGUGGUCUGGAUAUCGAAUUAUCUGAUGAUAGCUUAUCACACGGACAAAGGCAGCUCUUCUGCCUGGCGCGAGCCUUGUGCCACCCCGGUCGAAUCCUGAUCAUGGAUGAACCUACCAGCAGCAUUGAUGACGUCGAGACGGAAAGGCGGAUUGAUAUAAUCAUCAACCGUCAUUUCCAGCACCAUACCGUUAUCUGCAUCAUGCAUAAGCUGCAUAACGUUAUGUCAUUUGAUAAAGUGGCCGUCAUGGAAAAGGGACGACUUGUUGAAUUCGGCCCCCCACGCAGUCUCCAGGCAAAGGAAGGUUUGUUCAAACAACUUCAGGCAAGUGGGAGCUCUGUUUCUGGCUUGAGCUAG